AUGUCCGCUCAGGGUCAUCAGAACCCUGCCUCCUCGACCGGCGGCUCAGAUUCCAACAACACACUCACCACCUCUCAACAAGAUGCCUCGGGACGACAGCCCUCCUCCCCCUCCGCCUCCUCCGCCCAACUCACCAGUUGGAAGGUAGAGCUGCGUCGGAACCUGCGCUCUUUCCCUGACUUCCCCAUCCCCGGCAUUGACUUUGUCGAUAUCAUGCCCCUCUUCGCCAACCCGACAGCCCACGCCGCUCUCGUCUCUGCCCUCGAACUCCAGAUUUCCGAGUCCUUCAAAGGAGGCCGGCCAGAUGUUAUCGUCGGCCUUGACGCCCGCGGCUUUCUCUUCGGCCCCGGCCUUGCACUGAAGCUCGGUGUUAGCUUCGCUGCUGUUCGCAAGAAGGGCAAGCUCCCCGGCCCUUGUGUUACAGCCGAGUACGUCAAAGAAUACGGCAAGGAUCUCUUCCAGAUGCAGGAGGAUGCCAUUAAGCCAGGUCAGAAGGUUCUGAUUGUCGACGAUAUCAUUGCCACUGGUGGUUCUGCCAAGGCUGCACACGAUCUUGUCAAGCAGCUGAAAGGCGAGGUCCUUGGUUUCCUAUUCAUCCUCCAGAUCCCUGGUCUUAAUGGUCGCGACAAGCUCGGAGAUGCUCCUGUCGAGAUUCUCUUGGAGGAUGCUUAG
Messenger RNA from Clonostachys rhizophaga, 672 nucleotides. The record is from the annotation of a GenBank genome assembly. Lineage: Eukaryota; Fungi; Ascomycota; Sordariomycetes; Hypocreales; Bionectriaceae.